Molecule: messenger RNA, 1570 nt
Organism: Triticum aestivum (bread wheat)
Lineage: Eukaryota; Viridiplantae; Streptophyta; Magnoliopsida; Poales; Poaceae
Exons: 2
Coding region: 49-1284 (411 amino acids)
Molecular function (GO): protein binding
Source: RefSeq, a predicted model, not a curated record
UCUUCCUGCCCUCCCGAUCUCGCCCAGCCGAGGGUUCCUCGGCGGCCAAUGGCGACCACCAAGAAGAAAAGCGCAUCGCUGCUGACGGAGAUCCCCGACGAACUCCUGGCGGAGAUCUUCCUCCGGCUGUCCGACCCGGCCGACCUCGCCCGCGCCUCUGUGGCCUGUGUCUCCUUCCGCCGGCUCGUCACCGACGGCUCCUUCCUCGUCAGCUUCCGCAGCCACCAUGCCCCGCUCAUCCUCGCGCUCCUCGACAGAGACGGAUUCCACCCGGCCCUGCCGCCUCACCCCUCCGCUCCCGCAGCCCGCGCGCUCGCCCUCGUCGCCGACUUCACCUUCUCCUUCCUCCCCGGCCACUUCCGCUGGUUAAACCUGGACGUCCGCGACGGCCGCGUCCUCCUCUCCCGCGGGUUCGAAGAAUAUGGGCUGCCGGGAGUCUUCCGGGAGCUCGCGGUUUGCGACCCAUUGCACCGGCGGUACGUCCUGCUUCCCCAACUGCCUGACGACCUAGCCGCUAUGGUGGAUCGCCUGCUCACCAGCCCUUUCCUCGUCCCCCUCAGCAAGGACGAGAUGGCGGCUGAGGAAGAGAUGGCAUUCAAGGUGAUCUGUUUGGCACACGGCAAAACUAAAGUGGCUGCCUUCGUCUUCUCUUCGAGCAUCGGACAAUGGCAAGCUGCCGCAUGCAUGUUUUGGAGUGAUUUGGCCCUUGACAUGGUUGACUCGGCCACGAUGUCACGGACCAACUCUUGUUAUCUCAGGCGCCAUUAUGCUUAUGGCUGCUUCUACUGGGACUGGCUAGUGAUCCACAAGAAGCAGUUGCUCGUGCUUGACACUAGAAGGAUGGAGUUCUCCAUUGCCAACCUCCCACCCGGAGGAUGGUGCACACAAGGUGUGGCCAUUGUUGAGGCAGGGGAAGGCAGGCUCGGCAUGUUUGGUCUCCAUGGUGAAACUGCAUCUGAUCUCACUUAUGCCGUUGUACGAAACAGAGGCGAGAGCCCAAGCCAGUGGCAAAUGGAGAAGACAAUCUCACUAGAUUCUGGGUACCGGUGUUAUAUCAAAGCUGUAACAGAGAGAUGUUUGCUAUUUAUGAGGACAAAAGCCUUGCCGGGCUCACCUCGACUCAUUGAGUAUUUCACAAUGGACAUCAAGACAUUACAGCUACAGAGGGUUUGUGCGAAACAAUGCAAGACUUGGCUGCCCGGGAUAAUGAUAUAUGCCCACUUGUUUGAAACUGGGGUAUAUACCAACUUUCCACCAUCACUGUUGCCUCCACGGACAGUUUGAAGUGAUUCAGUGUGCAGACGUUAUCAGAUCAGCUUUCUGAGUUCAAAGCAACGGUGGUUUUGAUAGCGUGCAGUUCUUGCAGAUGUGAUCACCGUUUCUGACAAGUUGGCACGUACCACUCUAUAGUAUUUUCACUUGGCUGUCGUCAUGUGUAUGUUGUUCUUGUUUUCAUGCAACUUCUACCUUCGGUUACUGUAACAUCAAUGUGCCUGCUCUGUACCUAAGAAUGUGGUAGUGAAACUAAAAGUUUCAGUCAAUCAACAACCGUGGUAGAGCUAGCUGAUGU